Salpingoeca rosetta is the source of this 823-nucleotide messenger RNA. RefSeq lists its product as uncharacterized. The coding region runs from base 76 to 816 and encodes 246 amino acids. The record is from RefSeq and is a predicted model, not a curated record. NCBI's taxonomy places the organism in Eukaryota, Choanoflagellata, Craspedida, Salpingoecidae. The transcript has 3 exons.
UGGCUGUUGUUGUGAAGGUGGGUUGGUUGUGAUGUGAUUGUGACAUUGGUGCUGCUGACACAAUCAACAACAUGCAUGCAUGGCAGUGUGCUGGGAGGUGAGCUUGACGUUGGAUGGUCGACUGUGUGUCACACUGCUGGCUCAUCCACUCGCCUCUGCCUUGCUCACUCGCCUCUGCCUGCUCGGCAGACAGGCAUGGAGGAACCGUGGAAGCAGUGGGACCAGGCGGAGAUUGACCGGCAGAUGUCGCCGAGCCAGUGGUCGCAUCGCCUGUCUGCAGACAAUGUCAUCAAAGCGCACUGCGCAGUGCUGCCAACAGAGACGGACGAGAGCCGCCGCUUGACCGAGUACAAACGCGAUGCCUACGGUGAUGGCGCAAAGGGUGAGGUCAUCGACUCGUACCUGCCAAAGGACUCUACCACGCCAAGCAUCUUCAGCGUGAGCGGACUGUUGGAUCUGGCGCCAGUGCAGGCAUCGUACGCCAACGAAGCUCUCAAGCUGACAGACCAGCAGGUUGCGCGGUACAGCCCACUUCGCCUCAUCAACCAGCCCCACCCAAACCCAACGCUCCACUGCCAGGUUGUGCUUGCGAUUGCCGAACACGAGCCAGCAGAGUUUCGGCGCCACAGCGAGAAAUAUGCGCAGUGCCUGCAAGCACACUCCAUGCCCGUGGAGCUGGUGGAUGUGCCUGCCGUGGACCACUUUGACUGCAUUGAGAACCUGCACCAGCGCGAGUAUGAGCUCACCAGGCGCCUCAUUGCCCUCGCAUCUGCAACCCGCACCUCCCGCAGAAGCAGCGUUUCCUCAAACUCAUAGACCCACA